UCAGGGAGAUGAAAAACACACAGACGGUGGUGGCAAAGAAAAUCAUGAUGACCUAGAUUAAUUCUGGAAAGGGUUUAACACAGUAUGGAACUUGUAAUGGCCUUUGGCUCUCUGGGAGUUCUUUCUUAAAAAUUGGAUCAGCCACUUUGUUUACUGGUGCAGUGAAUGCUGCCAGAUUGCAAAGAAAGUUGAAGUCUUAAGAGCCAAAGUCACUCUUUGCCUCUGAGCCUGGAAAAGCUGUUGUAACAAUUUAGAUGUUUCUUCAUAAAAGGCCAUAGAGAAGGAUUCAGAGAUUCAACCUCCGAUUUGUGGCCUCUUUGAUUCGGAUGGGCUUCCUUCAACCAUGUCCGAGCUACAUUUCCUCAGUGCCUUAGAGCUGUCAUAUAAUAACUCUUUUGGGAAAAUUCGAUCAAGCACCUAAUUGCAGAGCUUUAGUGCAUCUGCUUCUUUUUUUUCUUUUCUUUUUUUUUUGGGUAAUUCUGCACUCUGUGGACCUUCUCCAGCACCAACAUGCUCUGGUGAAGAAAGACCUACAGAUGGUGGUUCCAGUACAAUCAAGACGAUGAAGAUGAAUUUUGGAAAGAAUUUAAACCCAGUAUGGAACUUGGAAUGAUGGCUUUUGGCUUUCUGGGAGCUUUGGCUUUAAACUUGGAUCAUCCAGGGAAACAUGCUUGCUUCUUGUUUUUUGACUUUGACUACAUGAAGAUCUGCCUCAGUAACUUGAAGGCAGUACUUUGUCUGGUGGUAACAGUUAGUGCUACCAGAUUGCAAGAACGUUCAACUUGCUACCCUGGAGCCCAAGGAAGAGGGUAUGUUUUAAGUGCUUCUUCAGAAUUCAAGGACUUGAUGUUCUCUUGUGAAGUGAAAUUCCAAGCUGUUCAUAUAAGUAGAAGGGUUCCAAAACUCAGACAGCAAAACCAAAUGAUUAGAAGUGCUGUUGGACUCAAUUCAACAGCUGGAGAUCAUGAAGUUAGGGGCAUGGAGAGGGAAAGACAAGUACUUCUUGCAUUUAAGCAAGUUUUGGUUGAUGACUAUGGUGUGCUUUCCUCCUGGGGAAGUGAAGAAGAGAAAAGGGAUUGCUGCAAAUGGAGAGGAGUUCAGUGUAGCAAAGCUACUGGGCACGUAAUUGAGCUUUCUCUUCAGGAUUGCUCUUUAAGAGGUGGACAUCUUCUCAGUCAGUUAGAGAACCUCACAAGUCUGCAACUCAAUCUUAGACAUAAUUACUUCAACAGUAUGGAAAAUAUUGAGUGGCUUUCCCAUCUUUCUUCUUUGAAAUACCUUGAUAUGAGUACAAUCAACCUUCGUAAGGUUAAUAACGGGCUGCAAGUGGUUAACAAGCUCCCUUAUGUAACCAACCUGUGGCUAGAUUUCUGUAAUCUUCUAGAUGUUGUUCCUCAGUCCUUCCCCAGGGUUAGUAAUUUGACAUCCCUUGCUGUCCUUGACCUAAGCAGUAGAAAUGUGUUUCAAGGUCCGAUUCCAGAAACUUUCAGUCUCAUGACUUCUUUGGAAUACCUAUAUCUCAAGGAAAAUCAAUUUGUAGGGAUUCCAAAAUCCUUUGGGAACAUGUGCAAAUUAAGGCUUUUACACUUGUCUGGUUAUCUGGGGCUGGGGGGAAUGCUUCAUGAACUCAUAGGCAACUUAUCUGGAUGUUUGCAGCUAUCAGUGGAAGAUCUGGCUUUAGAUAAUGGUGGAAUUGGGGAAGUCCUAUCUGAUCCGAUAACAAACUUCUCAUUGUUGAGAGAGUUGUCCCUUGGAAGUAAUAAUCUGAGUGGUACUGUGACCAAAAAUAUCAGGCUCCUUUCAAAUCUUGCGUCAUUUGAUCUUUCUUUCAAUUCUUUUGAUGGGGUGAUCACUGAAGAAUACUUCUCAACACAAUUUGAGUUUGGAACUUUGGACCUAUGGUGCAUAUCCACCGGCUGCCCAUAUGGGCAGCAGUGGCCGUUAGGCCACAUCAGUGGAAUGCGUCUUCCUCUUAGGUUUGUUCGUGACUCUAUGUCAUCUUGUUCAGUUGCAUUACUCCACUGGAAAAUAAAAGAGGCUUCCUUCUCAGCUACCCCUGUCUCCAGGACAACUGUUUCUGUUCCCUCUUUUUUUGUAAUAAAUUAUGUUGUGAUUCUACUGCACAAGAAAACUAUUGUUGGAUUAACUAAACAGCUGGAGAUGCUGAAGUUAAUUGCAUGGAGAGGGAAAGAUGAGCAUUAUCAGGGCUGGGUUGCCUCGUGGGGGAGUGAAGGAGACCAAAAAAGAUUGCUGCAAAUUGAGAGAGUUCAAUGUACGUAGCCAGAAAACUGGGCAUAGGGUGAUGCUUCAUCAGCAAUUACAACUAUGUCUGUUUUUCUAACAUGGAUCAAAGACCUACAGUCUAUAUAUGGUGGCGUCCAAUAUAAUCAAGACAAUGAAGAUGAAUUUUGGAAAGGAUCUAAACCUGAUGUGGAACUUUGGAAUGCCUUUGGCUUUCUGGGAGUUAUGGUUUUAAAGUUAGUGUUGGAGUGCAUAAACAUGUGAGUGGAGUUGAGUUGAGUGGUGUGCAAAGAUCUCACAUCGAUGAGAAACAAUGUGUUAGUAUAUUAUAUAUGUGGAGGCCCAUAAACCUAAUACGCAUACCUUUUGAGUUCAAUAUGGUGUUUCCACAUGUGUUCGUGGUCUUUCACGUGUGCCUAUCACAGCUAAUGGUUUGAUCUUGGUGUGAUCAAGUGUUUAAGGAUGGGAGACUCACAUGUUCAUGGGGAGGAGAUCCCAGAUCGAUAAGAAUCAAUAUGUUAGUAGAAUAUAUGUGGAGGCCCAUAAAUUUGACAGGUAUUUUUUUUGGAUUUAGUGUGAGAUUUUCUCAUAUGUGUUUGUGUUCUCUCAGUUGUGUGCUUCCGAGCCGGCCCACUAGACCCUCGCAUCAGGUAGAUCGUCUGCGGUUUCAUGUUUGUUUCCUAGUUUUCAACUAUGUUAAGAUAUGCCUCAGUAACCUGUAGGCCUACCUUUGUUUGAUUAUGGCAAAGCUUUGUUUGUUGGUAAGAAUGAAGGCUGCUAGAUUGCAAGGAACAUUCAAGUUUUAGGUGCCAUCACUUUUUCCCUGGAACUUGAGGGAGAUCGUACGUCUUAAACUUAUUUGUAACUUUGUCAUCUUGUGCAAUUGCACUACGUAUUUCAUUGAAAAUAACAGACCAGUCGCCUC
This is a messenger RNA of Rubroshorea leprosula, 3166 nucleotides long. Lineage: Eukaryota; Viridiplantae; Streptophyta; Magnoliopsida; Malvales; Dipterocarpaceae. The record is from the annotation of a GenBank genome assembly.